GCUUGCUAUAGAAUGUGCCUGGCUGCUUCAGCUCACAGACAACUGAUGAAGUCCAACUCUGAAAUUUCAUGCAAUUUGUAUACCAAGCUCCUCCUUUUCUGUAGUCUUCUCUUCCAUUGGUAAAAUUUUUUUUGCAGGGUCAUGUAGGGAUCCCACCCCUUCUCUGUGUUUUCACUCCGAAGCUCUACACAACUUUACACCUGAAUGAACGCCAAACCUCAGUGGAUAUAUAAAGGGAACCUGGAGGAAGAAUUUCACAGUUACAGUGCAGAAGCAGAGGGAAAAGGAAUUAACCAGCUCUCCAGCCAAGCAAAUCCUCUCCUCACCAUGCUUCCUCCUGCCAUUCAUUUCUAUCUCAUUCCCCUUGCAUGCAUCCUAAUGAAAAGCUGUUUGGCUUUUAAAAACGAUGCCACAGAAAUCCUUUAUUCACAUGUGGUUAAACCUGUUCCAGCACACCCCAGCAGCAACAGCACGAUGAAUCAAGCCAGAAAUGGAGGCAGGCACUUCAGUAACACUGGACUGGAUCGGAACACUCGAGUUCAGGUAGGUUGCCGGGAACUGCGUUCCACCAAGUACAUCUCUGAUGGCCAGUGCACCAGCACCAGCCCUCUGAAGGAGCUGGUGUGCGCAGGCGAGUGCUUGCCCCUGCCUGUGCUCCCCAACUGGAUUGGAGGAGGCUAUGGAACAAAAUACUGGAGCCGGAGGAGCUCCCAGGAGUGGAGGUGCGUCAACGACAAGACGCGCACCCAGAGAAUCCAGCUGCAGUGCCAAGAUGGCAGCACGCGCACCUACAAAAUCACGGUGGUCACCGCCUGCAAGUGCAAGAGGUACACACGGCAGCACAACGAGUCCAGUCAUAACUUCGAGAGCGUGUCGCCUGCCAAGCCCGCCCCGCAUCACAGAGAGCGGAAAAGAGCCAGCAAAUCCAGCAAGCACAGCAUGAGUUAGAAUUCAGACUCUCAGAACUGGACUGACUAGUAACCAUCUGCUUUACAGAUUUGAUUGCUUGGAAGACUUGAGCCUGCCACUGCUAUUUUCUUACUUGAAAAUAUAUGCUUCUGCUUUGAUCAUACCCAGCAAGCUGUCCUAAGUAUCAGGAACUUCUUUGGGAAUGGCUUUUUCUUUUCAAGUUUUUCAAGAUGUACGCCUAUCCACAAGUGUGAUUUGCAUUUAAAUUACACGUAUCCUGUAGUUUUAAUUCCCUGCGGUUCUUGAAAGACUGGUGAUACUAUACACAUCACUGAAUCAUUACUUUUUAAAACAGAGAAGGGUUUCUCCGUUACCGUCCACUCCCCAAACUAUUCUCCCCGCACCCACCGCCCGCCCCACCCCCAAAACAAAACUACUUCAAAAUUGAAAAGUUAAAAAAAAAUUUGUUGCCAUGAAAAUUCACGUCAACACUUAAGAAAGGUGCUUUUUUGAUAAUCUUCAUGGGGACAGUUUAGCAGCCACAAGUGAUCUCCCUCUGAAAGAGUCAAAGACCUUGUGACAUUUCACUUCAAAAAUAAGCCCUGUAGCUUUUUACAGUCUCAUAGUACGAAAUUAUACCCUGCAUGCUGACCCUUGCUUGGAAUGGAAUGCCAGAAAUGCAUGGCAGCAGCUAAUAAGUAAAGCUGAUUAACUAUUUAUUUGUCAAUGUUAUUAUUUAAUGAGCUUUCACAUGUGAUUUUUUUCAAAAUGUUACUUUUUUUUUUAAUGUUUUGAAGCUUUUUCAUGUACCUAAAUAUUUUCCUGUAUAAUUUGUGGUUCAUCUAAAAAUAUGACAAUUCAUGCUGUAGAUAUGUAAAAUAAAUAUUUGUCUCCUUAUUACAUAUAUGUUUUAUCAUGAACUCUAUCAACAGUAUGGAUCUUUUUAAACCAGUAGGUUGCUUUGUAAAGAUGAAAUAUGUAACACUCUCUUGUUUAAUCUGUGCAAUCAGAGGGUAUCUUGACUUUCAGUUCCAUCCAUUUCUUUUAACAAAAAUAAACACUGCUAAAAGUUA
Messenger RNA from Camelus dromedarius (Arabian camel), 1982 nucleotides. RefSeq names its product sclerostin domain containing 1 (gene SOSTDC1). Lineage: Eukaryota; Metazoa; Chordata; Mammalia; Artiodactyla; Camelidae. Gene Ontology annotation, molecular function: BMP binding. The record is from RefSeq and is a predicted model, not a curated record. The coding region runs from base 205 to 948 and encodes 247 amino acids. The transcript is spliced from 2 exons. Gene Ontology annotation, biological process: negative regulation of BMP signaling pathway; negative regulation of Wnt signaling pathway.